UCCAUCACCUCUGGGCUGUUGACCUACUCUCUUUCCGCAGACAGAGAGACAGACUCCCCCCGUAUCAUUGGGGGCUAUGUUAUGGCCCCUCACUCCUCCAAGUACCUGGUGUCUCUGAAGAGAAAAACGGGUUUCCAUUUCUGUGGCGGGGCGCUGGUCAGUCGCAGCUGGGUCUUGACUGCUGCUCACUGCAAAACUGGAAUUAGCCAGAUGCUCAUUGUGGCUGGAGAAUAUUCGCUUUCUACUUUUGAAGGCACAGAGCAGAUCUUCCGGCCUGCCCGCCUGGUGGUCCACCCAGACUACAGUGCCAGCUCGAAAAACGCUGACAUCAUGUUGAUUAAGCUGAGCCGGCCAGUGGUCUACAGCCCCUUUGUCUCCAUUGUGCCGGUCCCUCGGCAAGGGGCCAAGGUUCGGGCUGGCCACCUCUGCCAGGUCUCUGGCUGGGGCUACACCACGCCAGUCGGGGGCAGGGCGUCGGACACCCUUCGCAGCGUCCACCUGCCCCUCGUCUCGACAUGCCAGUGCAACAGCUCCGCGUCAUACGCUGGGUACAUCACCAAGAACAUGAUCUGCGCCGGAUUUGGCAGUGGUGGGAAAGACGCCUGCCAGGGUGACUCCGGGGGGCCGCUGGUGUGCGACGGGCGUGUGUUCGGCAUUGUUUCCUGGGGGCACAGCUGUGCCAGCCCCGGAUAUCCCGGCGUCUACACAGCAGUGGCCAACUUCCAGAAAUGGAUCUACAAGACAAUUUUGAUGAAAUAACGGGUGCUUUUCUUUUUUUUUUUUUUGUGGUAUGCAUAUAUGAUGA
Messenger RNA from Candoia aspera, 805 nucleotides. Its product is annotated as trypsin-3-like. Gene Ontology annotation, biological process: proteolysis. The transcript has 4 exons. Lineage: Eukaryota; Metazoa; Chordata; Lepidosauria; Squamata; Candoiidae. The annotation marks the transcript as partial. Gene Ontology annotation, molecular function: serine-type endopeptidase activity. The record is from RefSeq and is a predicted model, not a curated record.